AUAACACCUAGGGCACGGACCAUCAAAUCGUGUAUCAGGACCUGAUACGCGGGGUAAUUGGUACAGUAGGCAGCGACAUUGGCAAUUGGCGUCCAUUGUCUCAUAUUUGCCCUCAAAAGCUCUCACGCACCCAGAAAGGCGUGUGUUUCCCCAUCGUUGCAAACCUGACCUGGCCUCGUCAUGAGCACCCCAUACGACAGAGUCAAAGGCUCCGAGGAGCACAUUCUCGACAUCGGGGAGGGUCGGCAGCUCGCCUUUGCCCACAACGGCCCUUCCGCCUCUCGCGUCGUCGUGCUAAGCUUCACCGGCCUCAACAGCGUCGGCUCUGUCCCGGAUGUGCCCGAGCCAUGUCGGGAGGUGGGCGUGCACUGGAUCCAUCCCACGCUGCCCGGCAUGGGCAAGUCGAGUGCUAGGACGCCGGGCGACAGGUACCACGUAGCACUCGUACGGGACAUGACGGCCCUCCUCAAUCACCUAUAUCCGACGGGCGACUUUGACAAGCUGUACGUCUGCGGUGGGUCGUACGGUACGGUGCAGGCGCAGAUGAUCUACGGCGCUCCGUAUGACCGCUUUCCGGCGGGCCGCAAGAUCGCCGGAUGUGUUCUCAUGGGCGGCUUCUCCCCCUUCAAGUAUCACGUCGACUACGCCAGCACGCUCACAUGGCAUAGCUGGAUCAGCGUGGGACCGCCGUCGCAGUUCAUCCCCUUCCACAUCCUGCAGCGCUCCCUCAGCACCGUCCUUGCGUCCAAGUUCAAGACGUUAGACGGCGCCAAGGGCUUCCUCGACCAAAUCCUGUUCUCCAAGAUGGACGGCGACGAGCGCAAGAAGCUGGCCGAAUUCCUCGCCAACAGGGGCCAGACAGAGGAGGAAUUUAUCGAGGCGUUCGCCAAGGGAGGCAUCCGGUGCUGCGAGCAAUGGGGCGGCUUCCACGAGGUGUCGGAUGUGAUCCACUCGGAUUGGGGCUUUGAACCCGCCAAGCUCGACGACGACCAUGCGUCUCGGCCAGUGCUGAUUGUGGGAUCCGAUAAGGACCCCCAGGGUGGAAGCACGAACGGGUGGCUGGCUGCCAACUAUAAGACCUCGAGACUCAAGACAGUUCCAGGAGGGCACCUCGCAUCCUUGUACUAUCAGGAUGAGAUUUGGCGCGAGAUAUUUAAGAUGAGCCGAGAAGGUAGCCUUUAGGGAGACAACCGUCAUUCUAGAUCAUAUUACGCCGCCUUCAAUUCUAAUUUUCCUUUACUCUGACCAUCCUAAAAUGCAUGCCGGCAAACACCUGCUCUCACUUUAGGUGCGUGCGCGUGUCUAAUCUCCCCCCCCUCAGCGGGGUGCCUAGGCGCGGUAGCUUAGAAGCAGAAACAUUACAAAUUAUUAACGUCAACGUUAACUUCCGACAGGGUAGUCAAGUAUAGUAGGAUAUUAAGCAGGUAACUGCAACCUCCGCCAAAACACACAACACUCACACAACACGGCCCUUCAAGAGCUACAAAACUAUAUGCCAGGUCUCGAGGGCUUAUUUAUGCGGUAAAUUAAUUAAAUUUAAGAUAUUUUCUGAUGUCGAUUUCAUGAUCUUCUUAUCGGCUGUGUUUGGUAGGUGCAAAUAGUUCACGGGGUGCGAUUUAAAGCGGUUGGUCAAGGCAGGCAUAUUUGUUUAGUUAAGUGGAAAAUGAGGC
Messenger RNA from Fusarium redolens, 1670 nucleotides. Its product is annotated as Alpha/Beta hydrolase protein. The coding region runs from base 181 to 1182 and encodes 333 amino acids. The record is from RefSeq and is a predicted model, not a curated record. Lineage: Eukaryota; Fungi; Ascomycota; Sordariomycetes; Hypocreales; Nectriaceae. The transcript has a single exon.